Molecule: messenger RNA, 2264 nt
Organism: Labrus bergylta (ballan wrasse)
Lineage: Eukaryota; Metazoa; Chordata; Actinopteri; Labriformes; Labridae
Source: RefSeq, a predicted model, not a curated record
UGUGUGCAAACAGUUUAACAUGGCGGACAGUGGGUCCCUCAUAGCGGCUCUGCUGAGCUCCUUGCUCUCCCUGGAUGUUCCUCCGGACCUCGGGGCUCAGGUGGCCGAGCUGUACCGGCUCCAGACGGCCCUGCUGAGGCGGAGGAGGCUCCGCGAGAUGGUGGAGAGAGACCGGCGGAGGAGACAGUACCUGCGGAGGAGGAGGGCGUUCCUGCUCUCCUCCAUGGCCGGGAUCCUUAGCCUCAUCACGGUCACCAGGAGACCCGUGUGGGUCAUUAACCGGAGCCCGGCGCAGAACCUGUGGGCCGGGGCGCAGCACUUCGACGAGGAGGAAUGGAAGGCGCAGUUUCGGAUCUCGAGAGCGACGUUUGACUUCCUGCUCGAAGAGGUCGGUCCCGCCAUCAAACGACGCAGGACGAAUUUCCGCGCGCCCAUCGAACCGGACCGGAGGCUGGCCAUCGCCCUGUGGUGGUUCUCCCGAUCCGGGGAGUACCGAACCAUCGCCCAAAUGUUCGGUGUGGGCGUGGCCACCGUGUGUAUCGUAGUCCGGCAGGUCACCGCCGCCAUACUGGACCGCAUGUAUGAGCGUUACGUGUCGCUGCCCUCAGGUGAGAGGCUGGACGAAACCAUCCGGGCCUUUAAAGACCGCUGCUACCCGCAGUGUGCCGGGAUCAUCGGCGGGACUCACAUCCCCAUCUCCGCCCCGAGGGACAACCCCGACGACUACUACAACCAGAACGGCUGGCACUCGGUCAUCCUGCAGGCGGUGGUCGACCACGACGCCCGGUUCACAGACGUUUACGCCGGCUGGCCCGGCAGCACCAGCACGGCCUCGGUUCUGUCCAGCUCAGACCUGUUCCUGAAAGCAGAGGACCGGCCUGACGGGUACCUGUUCCCCAGAGAGAAAUCCAUCAUGUCAGACGGCGUGGAGAUCCCCGUCCAUCUGAUCGGAGACGAGUCGUUCCCUCUGAAGCCGUGGUUGAUGAAAGGAUACAGCCAACACCAUCAGCUGUCUCCUGAACAGCGCCGCUUCACCUACACCCUCAGCUCCGCCCGCUCCGUGGUCGACACCGCCUUCAUGCGUCUGAAAGGGCGUUGGAGGUGUCUGCUGAAGAAGACCGACAUCGACGUGUCCAUGAUGCCGCGCGUAGUGGCUGCGUGCUGCGUCCUGCACAACAUGUGUGAACAGCUGGGGGACUGUUUCCUGCCCGAGUGGAACGCCGACGCCAAUCCAACUGUGAUGAGUCUGAGACAACCGGACACGGAGCCGUACGAGGGAGACACGUACUGCACCGCCGAGGUCAUCAGGGACACCAUCACCUACAACCUGCUCACUAUCCUGCAGUACUGAACGCUAAACUGCAGGAAGGUUUCCUGCGUCAGACGCAGUGUCUAAACUGGACGUGUAAACGAUGUCAGUCUGGAACUGAAGUCGUGUCAUUAUUUGUUACCACGGAGACGUAAGGCUCAUCUCAACUAGCAGAGCGUGACGUCCAAACUAACCUAAACAUCAUAAGAAAUGAGGUAUGAACUGGAUGUGACCAAUGAGAGAGCAGCAUUUCUCUUCCUGCAGCGUCCCCGUGUUUCUUCUCGUAUGUUGACAUGAAUCUCCUGGUUUUGAUCGGGUUUUCAAGUUUCUGUGUUUCUUCAUGUAAACAUCAGAUCCUGAUUUCAAGAGACAAGAUUUAUCUACCUGGAGAACUUCUGUUUACUCAUUCACAAACACAAACUGUGAUGUUUGUAGGGUCUGUCAAAGCGUCAUGAGGGGGAACUAAAGCCGACAGCCUUCACAGCUGGUGAACAAUAACAGGGACAUCUAGUGGUGAGAUCUGAAACUACAACAGGUCACUUAACAGUCCUCUUUGAUUGGAGGGAUGAAAUGAUCUGGGCUCCCUCUUCUCCUCCAAGUUAUCACAUUGUUUAUAAGAUCAUCACCAUGACAACCAGACUGUAUGGAGGAUGUCACAUUUAAGGUGUAACUGCUGCCCACGCUGGAAUGACCUGAGCUGGUGACACACUGGACCAAGACUCUCUCAAGGUUCACACGCACAACUACAUGCACAGCUGCACACACACACAGAGCCAGGAUCAUUAGAGGUUAAUCAUCAUCAUGUGCAGGUUGGUCAUUAAGUUCACACCUUCGGGUGUCCAGGACUUCUGUUUGUGUUGCCGUGGUAAUAAACGGGUGUUGAUAUGUCACUUUGCAGGAGUUUUAUAUUCUGGUGUUGUGAAGGGAUGUUUCUAAUAAAGUGGAAUGGAAACCA